Molecule: messenger RNA, 837 nt
Organism: Closterium sp. Naga37s-1
Lineage: Eukaryota; Viridiplantae; Streptophyta; Zygnematophyceae; Desmidiales; Closteriaceae
Source: the annotation of a GenBank genome assembly
AUGGCGUCACUAGGUCACCUGCGCCGCGCGCUUAUCUUUUCCGCCGCUUUCACGCUUCUCCUUCCACCCACCGCCGCAACCACUCAAUCCUACGCCAUUGCCCGGGACAAGAACCUACGCGGAGGAGCCGUUGAGCAUAGCAGCACACCAGACUCUCCAGACGGCUUCGGCCAUGCAUCGUCAGAUUCAGAUGAUAGCUACAGCUCGGGGUCUCCUGGUGCGGAAACUGCGGAGGUGAAGGCGGCGAAGAGAGUUUCUGCAGCGGAUGCGGAGGCGGCGGAGGCGCUAGCGGCCUACGAAGAGGCGAAGCGCGCCCUCGCGUCGCAGAAGAUCGAGCAGGAGGAGAUGCGUAUCCGGGCGCUCGAGACGCGGCAGCAGCAGCGCGACGCAGCGCGCGAGCAGGCGGAGCUGGACGCGGCAGCCGCGGCGGCGGAAGCGGAGCUUCAAUCCGCGGAAAUCGCUCUCAAAGAAGCGCGGCAGGAGCGCGGCGUCGUCAACGCCUCGGCGGAGGCCGCCAGCGCGGUUGACAGAGCGGCGCAGCGGAAGGAUCAGGCGGCACGGAAGCUCUCCGCUGCGAGCGCCGAGGCGCGCGGGAACCGGCCGUACCUGCAGGAGAUGGAGGCGAACGUGCGGGACUUCGAGGGCGCGUUCGUCAUGGCGGCGCGAGAGGCGGGAAUGGCGGCGGAGAGGGUAAAGGCGCUCCGGGCGGAGAUGAUCGAGAAAAUGGAGAGGGCGGCGGAGGCGCAAUCUGCCUGCGUUUGGGAGUCUCCCUUCUCAUCAGCGGCGGAUGCGGAGUUUGUAGCCUUAGGUGCAUCUCGCAGGGAAUGGGCUGUCUAA